UAUGUACUAUGACCAACUUCCGUUUGCCGGUCAUGGGACCGAACAACAAAAUGCAUUUAUGUUGACAACCUUCGCGUUUCGGUGUGCUUUCGCCCCCUCCCUACAGUCUUCACUACACGAUUGAAAUGUCAUCGAGACCUGACAGCUUUGCGGAGGUCCCUUUGGCUACUCCCGACACUCCUUUGGAUAACAAACACCCUCUUUGGAUUUCAAGUUCCGAGAUAGCAACUACUACUCCCCACGACUCCUUCAUUUACACUUCAUGCAACUCUUCUCCACUGUUACCAUCUCAACAGCCGGGUCCCAAGUGUGGGGAGGAAAUCACUGCAUCCUCGCCUGAUUCAAAGAAGCGUGCUGCAUACGUACGCCCCGUUCUAUUGUUUCUCUCCGCCGUUCUGGUAGCAGUUGCGGUGGUAGUACCAGUCUACUUUGUUGUGACCAAACACCAGCAUCAUGAGUCGGACAUGACCGAAGGAACCGGUUCUUCGGACCCUUCGUCCAUUGGUUCUAACGCCGGUCCAACUUACGGGGCAAAUGGUUCUACGGUCACUACCUCGGACGGAUCGACUUUCACAUACAUCAAUCCAUUCGGAGGAUACUGGAUAGAUGAUCCUAAUGAUCCGUUCAACGAUGGUGCACGUCCUAACUCAUGGACGCCACCGCUGAAUGAAAGUUGGGUCUGGGGCGCAAAUAAAGUUAACGGCGUAAAUAUCGGCGGCCUCUUUGUUCUUGAGCCGUUCAUUUCACCUGCUCUAUUCCAGAGUUAUCCAGAAGCUAUUGAUGAAUGGUCACUAAGCACACUAAUGGCCGCAGACACUUCCAAUGGUGGAUUGAACCAGAUUGAGGAACAUUACAAAACGUUCAUCACCGAGCAGGACAUCGCAGAAAUUGCUGGCGCUGGGUUGAAUUGGAUUCGUUUGCCCAUACCAUUUUGGGCUAUCGAAAAGUGGGAUUUCGAGCCUUUCCUCGAGCAGGUUUGCUGGCCAUAUAUCUUGCGAGUCCUUCAAUGGGCACGGAAGUAUGGCCUUCGAGUCAAUCUUGAUCUUCACACAAUUCCUGGCUCUCAGAAUGGUUUCAACCACUCCGGCAAGUAUGGGCAAAUCAACUUUCUCAACGGAGUCAUGGGUGUUGCAAACGCUCAACGCGCUCUUGGUUAUAUCAGGAUCAUUGCUGAAUUCAUUUCCCAGCCUGAGUGGAGGAACGUUGUACCGGUCUUUGGCAUCAUGAAUGAAGCUAGGGUUGCUGUCAUCGGCAUGGAUCAGAUGACAUCUUUUUACCUGCAGGCCCACGAUAUGAUUCGCAAUAUCACGGGCUAUGGGGAAGGGAAUGGGCCGUAUAUUGCAAUCCAUGAUGGCUUUCAAGGUCUUUCGUCUUGGGCAGGGUUCUUGGAGGGAUCGGAUCGGAUCAUCAUGGACAGUCACCCUUAUUUUGCCUUCGACGGUAAUUCCAACACCGAUCCGAUAGCGACAGGAACUGGGCAGAAUGCUGGUGGCAUUUGGCCAACUCUAGCGUGUUCGAGAUGGGCAACUGCGAUGAAUACUAGUCAAACAGCGUUUGGCGUCACCUUCGCUGGCGAAUUCAGCAAUGGCUUCAAUGAUUGCGGACUGUACCUCAAUGGGGUGGAGAACACGCAAGACGUGGCGCCCUCAUGCUCCCUCUUUUUAGACUCGUCGCAGUGGAAUGAUACUAUGAAGGCUGGGUUACAGGAAUUCGCAUUGGCGAGCAUGGACGCCCUUCAGGACUGGUUUUUCUGGACCUGGAAGAUUGGGCCGUCAUCUAACAAUACGAUUGCGUCUCCACUCUGGUCGUACCAGCUAGGAUUGCAACAAGGAUGGAUGCCCACUGACCCUCGCAUGGCUACUGGGACUUGCGCUGCACUAGGCGUCACCGCUCAACAGUUCGGCGGCGUUUAUCAGCCCUAUCAGACUGGUGGGCCUGGUGCGGGGACAAUCAAUCCCGUCUUAGUGUCUUCGUAUGGCCAGUAUCCGCCCACGUCCAUUAAUGGGCUCACCACAGGAGCUACACAAUCCUUUCUUCCUACUUACACAUCGACAAGCGCCAUCCCGACGCUGCCGCCACCUACGUUUACUCCAAGUCUUCCGAGUUCGGUCAUCAUCGGGAACGGAUGGUUUGAUUCGUCUGAUACUAGUCUGGCUGCCACAGAAGUCGCUGGGUGUACAUACCCUGAUGCAUGGGAUGCCGUCAGUGUCCCAAUGCCCACUGCUCUCUGUCCUCCUACUGCGAGUGCUACUGCCAGCGCAGUUGUUAGCUCUGCCCCUGCAGUCACGACUUCAUCUUAAUUACCGACUCAGGGACUUCAGGCAUUCUUACUGGGGCAUCGAAUACUUUUAGCAAAUGGCUCCCAAAAUUCCCUAAUGAGAUGAGUACAUUACCUUAAAUACAUCUAAUGUGAGAUUCAAAGGCCAACGCCCGGCGAUUUCAUAUUCGAUUGGAUUGAUACAUAGCAUAAGCUAGGUU
Messenger RNA from Suillus subalutaceus, 2478 nucleotides. RefSeq names its product glycoside hydrolase family 5 protein. The transcript is spliced from 9 exons. Lineage: Eukaryota; Fungi; Basidiomycota; Agaricomycetes; Boletales; Suillaceae. Gene Ontology annotation, cellular component: extracellular region; cell surface. Gene Ontology annotation, molecular function: beta-glucosidase activity. Bases 126 to 2300 code for a protein of 724 amino acids. The record is from RefSeq and is a predicted model, not a curated record. Gene Ontology annotation, biological process: glucan catabolic process.